AUGAAGCGGUUCAUGGCCAUGUUAAACAGGAAUAAAAACAAGGAUCCCCCACCCACCAAGCUGCUGGAUCUAGCAGGACAGCUUUGCCGGAACCUCCCGAGUUCAUCUCCUACUCUGGAGAAGCUGGUCGGGGCCGUGAUGGGAUGCAAACACAAGAUGUAUUUUCUCACUAACAUCCACAUUGUCAAAGCUUGCGUGUUUGUUCAUAUCCGUAACGGGCAGCAUGACACAGCCUGCAGACUCGUAGAGUGUUGCAAGGCAGAAGAGAAGGAGGAGCUGGUGCAACUUUGGCAUGAGAUUCACUACCGGAAGGUUAUGGAGAAACACCGCAUGGAUUUUCUGACACCACUGCAGAAAUUCCGUUGCAGGAAGAGGAAUCCUCCACCUAUUUCCCUUUGUCCUGAAGGUUUGAAGAAUCGAAACUAUUCAGAUGAAGUACGCCAGCAACUGCACAGGUUUGCUGCAGAGGUGACAAGAAGUCCAAACAAGAAACAGCGGGAGGAAUUGGCUCAGGACCUGAACUUGCAGCCAACUCAGAUCUAUAAUUGGUUUGCAAAUUAUCGACGACGUCAAAAAUCCUGCCUCCCUUGUAUGGAAAAGCUCAACAAAUCAUGUCCUGAGAGGGCUUUGAUUUACCACACGAAGGAGCAGCAGGAUAAAGGAUCGUACGCUCCACCAACUGCAGAUGAACAACUGGCCGUGUGGCAGGCCCCUUCUAGCACCAGAGUCAUCUCUGGCUCCAUGUGGACCCCAAGUAUAGAAG
Messenger RNA from Mesitornis unicolor (brown roatelo), 763 nucleotides. It is a transcript of the gene ANHX, whose product is annotated as anomalous homeobox. Gene Ontology annotation, biological process: regulation of transcription by RNA polymerase II. The annotation marks the transcript as partial. The record is from RefSeq and is a predicted model, not a curated record. Gene Ontology annotation, molecular function: RNA polymerase II cis-regulatory region sequence-specific DNA binding; DNA-binding transcription factor activity, RNA polymerase II-specific. The transcript is spliced from 5 exons. Gene Ontology annotation, cellular component: nucleus; transcription regulator complex. NCBI's taxonomy places the organism in Eukaryota, Metazoa, Chordata, Aves, Mesitornithiformes, Mesitornithidae.